UAAUUAAAUUUUUGUUGACUGUUGCCUUGCGGCAUGGACAACUUGUUUUAACGAGUAAAAAAACAAUUUAACAGUUUCAUAUAAUUGCUUUUCCUUAGAAACAUUUGUUUUAAACCAAAGAAAGGAAAAUAUUGUUAUAAAGUUUAGUGAGAAGACAAUGGCUGGUCCUGUUAAGUGGAAAAUAAGAAAUAUUGUACUAGGAGUUUUACUAGGAAGUUUCUGUUUGUACACAUAUCAUUACUUAACAAAAUGUGGAUCAAUUUUAUGGAAAGAUUGCAUGGGAACAAAUCGACCCAAAUUUUUAUGCAUAGACUUUCAUGGUGGAAUGGCAAACCAAAUGUUUAUGUAUGCGUUUGGUCUUAGUAUGUCAAUACAAAGAAAUCUAGAAUAUAUUGUACCAAAAGAUAUGAUGCUGACUGAGAUUUUCAAUAUUACGCCAAAUACGUUUAACGAUCAUGGCUUCCAUAGUGGAUCAGGUUUUUGCACCCGUCAAUAUGAAGACAUUCUUGAUUGUGGUUAUGAUAGCAGUUUCCAAAAAUUACCUUCUAUAGAUCUUUCAUUUAAAGGCUAUUUUCAGUCAUGGAAGUACUGGAUACGAUAUGAAAAUGAACUACGAAAAGCUUUUACAUUUAAGCCAUGGAUAUCAGAAAUGGCUGAUAAGCAAAUACGUAAUAUUAUGACCAAAAGAAAUGCCACCUACAAGGAUGGUACAACAUUCAUUGGGGUUCAUGUCCGAAAUGGUGAUUAUUCAAAUAAACAUUUCGCUGAGUUUGGAUACAGAUUGGCUCCUGCAAGUUAUUUAAAAAAUGCCAUGGAUUAUUUCAGGAAUCGUUUUAAUAAAGUUUUAUUUAUUGUUUGCACUAAUGAUUUAAAAUGGACUUCUCAGAUUAUUGGAAAAGAAAAGGAUAUUUACCUAACACCCGCUGGCAAUCCAGCGCCUGUAGAUAUGGCGCUAUUAUCAUUGACAAAUCACACCGUGAUGACUGUCGGAACCUAUGGUUGGUUCAUAUCUUGGUUGACAAGGGGAAUAACUAUUCAUUACAAAUAUCCCUAUGUCAUUGGAUCAGAUUUUUCUAAACAAUUUCAUUCCAAUUAUUCAGAUCAUUUUUAUCCUGGAUGGAUUGCAAUGGAAUGAAGUUGAACAUUGAGAUUAUUUAUUGGUAUUUAAGAUCUGAUGAAUUUUAUAAUUGUAUAAUUUCAAAAAACAAUGAUGACUUUUAUACCCAUAGUUUUAAUCAUAACAUUUUCCAAUAAUCAAAGUUUAUAACUUUAUACAGCAUCACAUGCAUACCAUGGCAGCAUUAAAACUUAAGAUGUUUUAAUAGAAGCAAUCAGGUUUAUUAAAACAUUGUAAUUGUAAAUAAGAAAUAGGGGUACUUUAUAUAUGCAAAGUUUUUGCAAACAGCUUAUCUUGAUUCAGUUGCUUCCACCUACCCAUAAUGAGCAGUCCACUCCUGUCAACUCCAAUUCCACUUUUUGUUUCAAGAAAUGAUGAAUUCAAAAGAAACUCUGGUUAAAUUUUAAGUCUUUGAUUAAAAAAUUAUUGAAUUUUUAAGCUUAAACCCUACAUUCAUGACAUUUAAAAAAAAUUCCAACAUCUUUAAUUUAACAUGUAGGAUAUUUUUUCCAAGGUAUGUUAUAACUGUACAUCCUUCAACCUGAUAGACCUUGGAUAAUUUUUCCAAGGUCUGUUAUAACUGUACAUCCUUCAACCUGAUAGAUCUUGGAUAAUUUUUCCAAGGUCUGUUAUAACUGUACAUCCUUCAACCUGAUAGACCUUGGAUAAUUUUUCCAAGGUAUGUUAUAACUGUACAUCCUUCAACCUGAUAGACCUUGGAUAAUUUUUCCAAGGUAUGUUAUAACUGUACAUCCUUCAACCUGAUAGAUCUUGGAUAAUUUUUCCAAGGUAUGUUUUAACUGUACAUCCUUCAACCUGAUAGAUCUUGGAUAAUUUUUCCAAGGAAUGUUAUAACUGUACAUCCUUCAACCUGAUAGAUCUUGGAUAAUUUUUCCAAGGAAUUUUAUAACUGUACAUCCUUCAACCUGAUAGAUCUUGGAUAAUUUUUCCAAGGUCUGUUAUAACUGUACAUCCUUCAACCUGAUAGAUCUUGGAUAAUUUUUCCAAGGUAUGUUAUAACUGUACAUCCUUCAACCUGAUAGAUCUUGGAUAAUUUUUCCAAGGUAUGUUAUAACUGUACAUCCUUCAACCUGAUAGACCUUGGAUAAUUUUUCCAAGGUCUGUUAUAAAUGUACAUCCUUCAACCCAAUAGUUCUUGAUUCAUUUUUCCAAGGUCGGUUAUAUAGAUAUAGGAAGAUGUGGUGUGAGUGCCAAUGAGACAACUCUCCAUCCAAAUAACAAUUUAUAAAAGUGAUCCAUUACAGGUCAAUGUAUGGCCUUCAAAACGGAGCCUUGGCUCACACCGAACAAAAAGCUAUAAAGGGCCCCAAAAUUUCUAGUGUUAAACCAUACAUAGGAAUAACUGUACAUCCAUUAACCCAAUAGACCUUGGAUAAUUUUCCAAGGUCUCACCAUCUGUUAUUACUGUACAUCCUUCAAUUCAAUAGACCUUGAUUCAUUUUUACAAGGUCUGUUAUAACGGUACACCCUUCAACCCAAUAGACCUUCGAAAAAUGAAUCAAGAUGAAAACAUUUUAUUUACUACAGCACAGCACAGGAGGUCCCAAUAGCCAUCAGUGGGAUUCUUUUUUAGUGGUAUAUAUACCAAAGAACAUAUUUCUUUUUUCUCUUUUAUAUUCAUACAGUAAUAAUUAUACUCUUUGCAGGUAAAUUGAUAAUAUAAAAGAAAUGGGAGAUACUGUCAAAAUUUUUCAAAUCCCUUAUUUUACAAUCAAUUCUUUUGAAUUGGGACUUAAGUUUGGAACCUGCCCUCUUAAAAAUGGUUGGAUCUGUCUCUGGUUUUAAUUUCAAAAUUAAACUGGGAUUUGUUCUAUUAAUUUUGUAAAUAAUCAAUCAUAUAGGGGGAUGACAUGUGAAAUUUUACAUUCACAUAUACAUUUUUAUACCUGUAAUUUUAUUUAUUAUAUUUUUCAUUCCAAUAUGUAAUCAUAUUUUUGCUCACUGAACAUUUAUUGUUAUUUAAUUGACAUUGAUUAUAAUGUUUAAACCUUUAUCUAUUUAAUAGUCUUUUUUUGUGGGAUAUAGAUUUUCUAUAUUGUAUUAAAUAUACUGAUUUGGUGACAGUAGCUUGGUUAUCUAUUCAGUAACAUAAUUUUAUGUAAUUGAUAUAUUCCCACAGGUUAUUAUCCUUUCUGUGACAUAUUUAAAAAAAUAAUUUCCCUCAUCUUGUGUUUAAAUUCUGUAAUUCUAGAAAAAUUCUGCAAAGCGCUUUGAUUUGUAAAUUACUACAUUUUUUUUCUAGAAAUUUAUAAAUUGACCAUGUUCACUAUUCUUGUCUGGUUAUAACUAUAGAAACUAUUUGAUUUCAGAAAGGAUAUUUUAAUUUUGUUUUGAAAAUAAGUUUUGAUGUUUCAAGCCUCAAUGUCAGUAGUUGAAUUUUGUUAAUUUGUUUAUUUACAUCUUUACUUUUACUUUAUUUGUUUAUAAACUGCCUUAAUAAGUUGAAAGUUUACAAAAUUGUAGGGUAUGUUGAUGGCCAAUUUGUUUGCAUUUAGAUGAAUAUUUAUAGCGUCAUCCAGGGUAUCUGUCUAACCUUAUGAGAUUUCAAUAAAAAUAUAUAAGAUGUUUUCCUUUAUGAUCUGAAACCCCCUAACUUUUUCUUUGAAGUGUGAAAUAAUGAAAAUAGACUUGAAACACUGGUAUAUAAGUGUGAUUUCUUUUGCUUUUAUGUGAAAAUAUAAAAGAAAGACCUAUUAUUGGGCCUUAUAAUAUUAAUAAUAAGGCCCAAGGGCUGAUAUUGUUUGAUGGUUAAUACAUCAUAUAAUAUUGACAAGUAUUGUUCACAGAAUUCUAUAAUUGACCUUUACAUAUGUGUUAUAUAAUGCUGACCUUGGAUGAAUUAGGAUACUACAUGUACAUGUAUUAUUUUUUUGUCAUAUUUUUAGCUUUAAUUGUUUUGGUUCUUAUACAUCCAUUCCUUGGAUUCACAUAUAUAUUGGUCUUUGAGAUGCAUUAAAUUUAUAAAGUGUUUUUUUGGUUGUUUUUUUUCACGCAAAUGGGAUGCAGUAAUGAAAAUAUAUGUGAUAUCAUUUAUUAUUAUAAUGCAGCUCUUAUAUAUACAAUGUACAUGUAACAUACAAAACAAUAGAGUAUGUGUAUUAGCAUAUAUAUAUUAAAUGUGUAUAAAGAUAUAUUUUACACUUUUUUUAAUGAAGAAUUAAUAUCAUUUGAUAAGUUGGUUGCAUCCCUUGUUGUGCCCAAAUAUUUUUCCUUUAUGUACUUAAGAAAUUUUGGAGAGAAAAGUGAACAUUUUUUAAUCCUUACUAUCAUGACAAUUGGAAAUCCCAAAAUGUUGAAUUCUUUGAUUUUGUAGAAAUCCAAAUCUUUUUUUUUAUUAUGAAAAUUGUUGACACAUCUACUUGGAGAUGUUUAAAGACUUUGACUACCCUUGAUGGUCACCAAUGGUUAGUAAUUUAUUCAGACAGCCAUGUUACCUCACAGAUAUUGAUCUUUACAUAAAUGAAUGAUAUUUUGUUUCUAGAGAUAUAAAAUUACAAAUCAUGUGAUAUUAUAUACUGACAAAUAUAUUUAUUAACUGGAAAUAUUUGCUCCAGACUUUUACUUUGUGUCAAUGACAUUUAGAGUGUUAAUUUUUUAGUUAUAAUAUUUGUUCAUAUGUUCAAACCAUUCCAAAGAUUUUAUAAAUCUAUAUGAUGUACUUGUACUUGAACAUGUUUUAAGGUGGUACCUAACACUACAGGGAGAUAACUCCGUAAAAUCAGCUAAACGUUUUAAUUACGUUGAGUCAAAUCGGUGAUCAUGAAUUUGGCAGCUGGUGCCCCUUAAAGAUUCUCAAUUAUCAAAAUAAGUGUUUGUCAAACUGCUAUAUAUAACCAGUGUAAUUUUUCUGAUAAAAUGCUUGGUUUAAAUUUUUUAAAUUUUGUGUAUUUUUGUUUUAAAAAGGAUUUACAUUGACAUUUUUUUUUUUAAAUUAAACGAGCCAAACUAAUUUUAGUGAAGUGUUUGGUACAAUCUUAAAUAGUCUCCAGAUUUCUUUUGCAUAAUAUGUACUGUAAAUAUAAAAAAUAUUUGAGAUUUUAAUUAAAUUUUGCAAAAACAUGGGAUUGCAUUAAUAAGAACUGCAUUUUGAAUUAAUAUUCUUAUUGCAAAAUAUGUAUGCUAUAAUUUCUAAAAUCCCAGUAUUCACCCUAGCCUUUUUGUCAGUUGAUUAUGCAAAUGGGAUAGAAAAUCCGCACAAAAAUCAUAAAUAUCUGAAUUAGUACAUGCAUUUAUUUUAGUGAAUUUUGAAAAAUUAACAAAAAUGCAACUUUAAUUAUUGCAAUUUUAAGAAAAGCUUUACAUACAUAUACAUGAAUAUGUGUUUGAUAUAAGAAUGCAAGUUCUUAUUAUUGCGAUAAUUAAUCAAGAAGUUACAUUUAUAUAGUCAUUUAUAAAAACCUUGCAAUAAUAUCUGAACUUACAGGAUUCCUAUUCCAUUUUUUAAGUCUUGCAUGUUCAUAUAUUGUCAAAUUUGAACUAAGAGUUAGCAUUUGGUGUAAGUGCUACAUGAACUAACACAUUAUUAUGCAUCAUUGCAUGUGGUCUCCCUUAUAUAUAGCUUUUAUGUAUUAUAUGUUUAUUGCAUGAAUGCCUUUUUUGUUCCCUGUAUGCUAUUUAAAAAAAAAAGAAGAUGUGGUAUGAUUGCCAAUGAGACAACUACACAAAUGUACCCACAAGAGACCAAAAUGACACAGACAUUAGAAACUAUAGGUCACAGUAAGACCCCCUAUUGCUAAAAUAUUUUCUAAAUUGAAAUAAGAAGUAGUGGAAUUCAAUAUUUUCCAUCUUGAUAUUCCUUUAAUGUUUUUAUUUUUAGAAAUCCACAGCUUGCAUGGAACAAAAUAUCCAUAAAAAAACACCUUGUACUUAUUUUUCAACCUUUGUCUAUCAUGUCUAUGUAAGGGCAGAUCAAGGAUUUUUGAAAGGGGAUUUAAUUCCUGAUAAGGGAAUGUAUACUGAAAUACAAAAAAUAUAGAAUAUAUACAUGUAAGUGGUCAAUAAUUUCUUUAUUUGAUUUUAUAUAUUUAUAUCAAUUUAUCUAAGCAAAAAAGAUUUU
Mytilus trossulus (common blue mussel) is the source of this 6194-nucleotide messenger RNA. Its product is annotated as galactoside alpha-(1,2)-fucosyltransferase 2-like. Gene Ontology annotation, cellular component: membrane. Lineage: Eukaryota; Metazoa; Mollusca; Bivalvia; Mytilida; Mytilidae. Gene Ontology annotation, biological process: carbohydrate metabolic process. The coding region runs from base 158 to 1135 and encodes 325 amino acids. The transcript is spliced from 3 exons. Gene Ontology annotation, molecular function: galactoside 2-alpha-L-fucosyltransferase activity. The record is from RefSeq and is a predicted model, not a curated record.